CACAUACACCCGUCCAGAGCCACCUUAAAAGCAGGAGUCAGUUGUAAAGUCGCCGGCCAGCUAGUGGAGUGGAGACUGCAGAGGGAGAUACAGAGAGAGGGCAGAGAAAGAGGCAGCAAGAGAUUUGUCCUGGGGACCCGGAAACCCAUGGUACCCUACUGAACCCCAAAUUCCCUGGAAGCCCACAGAGACACAGAAACAGCAAGACAAGCAGCGAUACACUCCACGCCAGGAAUCCUCCUCUCUCUCUCUCUCUCUCUCUCUCUCUCUCUCUCUCUCUCUCCCUCUCUCUCCACCCCCCAUCCCAGCCUGUCCUCGUCCUCUAGUCUUCAAAUUCCCAGUCCCCUGCACCCCUUCCUGGGACACUAUGUUGUUCUCCGCCCUCCUGCUAGAGGUGAUUUGGAUCCUGGCUGCAGACGGGGGUCAACACUGGACAUAUGAGGGGUAUUCAGGUUUUCUAUGCAUCUCCUCUCUCCUCGUUCAGCUCUCUUGUCCUCUAAAUAUAGGCCCACAUGGUCAGGACCAUUGGCCAGCCUCUUACCCUGAGUGUGGAAACAAUGCCCAGUCACCCAUCGAUAUCCAGACCGACAGGGUGACAUUCGACCCUGAGUUGCCUGCCCUGCAGCCCCACGGAUAUGACCAGCCUGGCACCGAGCCUUUGGACCUGCACAACAAUGGCCACACAGUGCAACUCUCCCUGCCUUCUACCCUGUAUCUGGGUGGACUUCCUCGAAAAUAUGUAGCUGCCCAACUCCACCUGCACUGGGGUCAGAAAGGAUCCCCGGGGGGGUCAGAACACCAGAUCAAUGGUGAAGCCACAGUUGCGGAGCUCCACAUUGUACAUUAUGACUCUGAUUCCUAUGAUAGCUUGAGCGAGGCUGCUCAGAGGCCUCAGGGCCUGGCUGUCUUGGGCAUCCUGAUCGAGGUGGGUGAGACUAAGAAUAUAGCUUAUGAACACAUUCUGAGUCACUUGCAUGAAAUCAGGCAUAAAGAUCAGAAGACCUCAGUGCCUCCCUUCAACCUGAGAGAGCUGCUCCCCCCCCAGCUGGGGCAGUAUUUCCGCUACAAUGGCUCGCUCACAACUCCCCCUUGCUACCAGAGUGUGCUCUGGACAGUCUUCUUUAGAAGGUCCCAGAUUUCAACGGAACAGCUGGAAAAGCUUCAGGGGACAUUGUUCUCCACAGAAGAGGAGCCCUCUGAGCUUCUGGUACAGAACUACCGAGCCCCUCAGCCUCUCAAUCAGCGAAUGGUCUUCGCUUCUUUUAUCCAAGAGGGACCCUUGUAUACCACAGGUGAAAUGCUGAGUCUAGGUGUAGGAAUCUUGGUUGGCUGUCUCUGCCUUCUGCUGGCUGCCUAUUUCAUUGCUAGAAAGAUUCGGAAGAAGAGGCUGGAAAAUCGAAAGAGUGUGGUCUUCACCUCAGCGCGAGCCACCUCUGAGGCAUAAAUUCCUUCUCAGAUACCGUGGAUGUGGAUGACUUCCCCUCGUGACUGUCGGGAAGCCUCUAAAAUGGGGUCUAGGGUCUGCACAGAAAUCCUGUAGGAGUAGCAGGCAGACGUCCUCCUUCCCCUGGACAUCCCCUACAGAGAGGAAUGGACAAAUGAGGAGAUCUGUGCUGUUCAUGCAGAGGACAAACUCUGUUCAGUUGCAGGGGAAGUUUGGGAUGUACCCCAAAGUCUUCUCCCCCCUCACCUUUAUGGCCCUUUCCCUAGAUACACCGCAGAAUCUCUCCUUAGGAUAAAAAGUUGCUGUUGAAGUUGUAUAUUUUUGAUCCAUGUAUUUGGAAAUUAAAGUUUCUGACUUUCA
Molecule: messenger RNA, 1804 nt
Organism: Saimiri boliviensis boliviensis (Bolivian squirrel monkey)
Lineage: Eukaryota; Metazoa; Chordata; Mammalia; Primates; Cebidae
Gene: CA14
Product: carbonic anhydrase 14
Cellular component (GO): plasma membrane
Molecular function (GO): carbonate dehydratase activity; zinc ion binding
Source: RefSeq, a predicted model, not a curated record